Molecule: messenger RNA, 1689 nt
Organism: Rhododendron vialii
Lineage: Eukaryota; Viridiplantae; Streptophyta; Magnoliopsida; Ericales; Ericaceae
Product: UDP-glycosyltransferase 74G1-like
Exons: 2
Coding region: 115-1503 (462 amino acids)
Molecular function (GO): UDP-glycosyltransferase activity
Source: RefSeq, a predicted model, not a curated record
GCGGAUCAAAAAAAACAAAACUCCUCUCUCUAUCUUCAGCUGAGCUUCUUCAACCAAAAAAACCAUAAAUAGUACUAGUCACUGAGCUCUGCAAACAGAAAACCAGAAAAGAAAAUGGCAGAAAAUGGAAACAAACCAUACAAAGCCCAUGUCCUAGUCCUCCCAUUCCCAGCCCAAGGCCACAUAAACCCCAUGCUCCAGUUCUGCAAGCGCCUGGCUUCCAAAGGCCUCAAGACCACCUUUGUCAACACCCUCUUCAUCUCCUCCAACACUCAACCCUCCGCCUCCUCCCUCAUCUCCACCGCCAUCAUCUCCGACGGCUACGACGAGUGCGGCUUUGCCGGAGUGGGUGACACCGGAUCCUACCUGGCCAGGUUCCGCUCCGUCGGAUCCGAGACCCUCUCGGAUCUGAUCAAGAAGCUGGACGGGCAGGACCCGCGGGUGGACGGGCUGAUUUACGACCCGUUCCUCCCGUGGGCCCUGGACGUGGCCAGGGAGUUUGGGCUUGUCGGGGCCGCGUUUUGUACGCAGUCUUGUACCGUGAGCAAUGUUUAUUACCACGUGCGUAAGGGGAUUCUUAAGCUCCCGUUUGAGGAAGGGAAGGCUAUUUUGGUCCCGGGGUUGCCGCCGCUCGAGCGGUCGGAGGCGCCGUCGUUUGUUGGUGACUACGGGUCGUACCCGGCGCUUUGUGAUAUGCUUGUGAAUCAGUUUUCGAACAUUGAUAAGGCGGAUUGGGUGCUUUUUAAUACUUUCUACGAUCUAGAGGAAGAGGUGGUGGAUUGGAUGGCAAAACAAUGGAGAAUGAUCAGGACAAUAGGCCCAACGAUUCCAUCAAUGUACCUGGACAAGCAACUCCCAGAUGACAGAGAAUAUGGACUCAGCCUCUUCAAGCCAAAAUCCACCGAGUGCAUGAACUGGCUCAACACAAAGCCAGCCAACUCUGUCAUCUACAUCUCCUUCGGAAGCAUGGCAGAACUCGAAACAGAACAAUUCGAAGAAAUAGCAUGGGGCCUAGAAGUAACCGACUACUCCUUCCUGUGGGUGGUCAGGGACUCCGAGCGAUCUAAGCUCCCCGAGAAGCUCGUGGAUUUGGCGCGCGGGGAGAAAGGCUUGCUGGUGACGUGGAGCCCGCAGCUCGAGGUCCUGGCCCACGAGUCGGUCGGGUGCUUUGUGACUCACUGCGGGUUCAACUCCGUCCUCGAGACGUUGAGUUUGGGCGUGCCGGUGGUGGCGGUGCCCCAGUGGACCGACCAGCGGACGAAUGCGAAGUAUGUGGAGGAGGUGUGGGGGGUGGGGGUUAGGGCUGGGAAGGAUGAGAGGGGGAUUGUGAGGAGAGAGGUGUUGGGGGAAUGCAUAAGGGAGGUGAUGGAAGGAGAGAGUGCGGAAGCGAUUAAGAGGAAUGCGGUCAAGUGGAAGAAGUUGGCUAGAGAGGCGGUUGGCGCGGGCGGGAGUUCGGACAAGAAUAUCGAUGAAUUUGUUGCCGAAUUGAUGAGUAAAUCCUAGAUGUUUUGUGGAGUAGUAAAUUACUGUUCUCAAAUUCCAAGGAAGCACGAUUCUUAGAAAUCUCUUUUGUGUAUUAGGAUUCGUAUGUAUUGGUGGUUUUUAGUACUUCAAUAAAAUGUAAUGUUUGAAGAACUUAGUAUGUAUUGGUGGUUUUUAGUACUUCAAUAAAAUGUAAUCUUUGAAGAA